ACCUUCCAAUGUUAUGCCAAGCCUAGUGCCUGCCCAGAGAAGGCCUUGGAAAACACUCCACAAAGGAUUUCAAGACCCCCAAGACUGCAGGACUCCCUUCCUCAGAGUGCUCAUGAUCACGAAGUCAAUGAAAAUUCUCUUAAGAGAUUAAGUGCCUACUUAGAAAACCUCCAGAAACCAGGCUUCAAGUCUUUGAAACCAACCCAGCUUGUGUUUUAUGUAAGAGAAACAGACCAGAACUCCUCUGAUGGCCAGGAACACUUCAGCACUUCCAGGUUUCGAGCAGUCAAAUUUACUUUGCACACCAGAGAUCUGCUAAGCACAGUGUUAUAUAUUCUCAACUCCUGCAGUUUAUCUAUUGAACAUAUCCAAAGCUUGAAUACUAAUGUGCACUCCCAGCCUCUCAAAGAGGCCACAAGGAUAUCUGACAGGCCCAUCAAAUGGGACAAGUCUUACUACUCCUUUACUGGAUUCAAGGACCCUGAUGAAGACCUCGAGCAAGUCUGGAGAAUGGAAACAACCCUAACAUCCUGGUUAGAUAAUAAUGGGAAAAGUGCUGUUAAAAAGCUGAAGAAUAGUUUGCCACUUAGAAAAGAACUAGAUCGUUUAAAAGAUGAACUGUCCCAUCAAUUGCAGCUCUCGGAUAUCAGGUGGCAGAGGAGCUGGGGCAUCGCCCACCGCUGCAGUCAGCUGCACAGUUUAGGCCGCUUAGCCCAGCAGAACUUGGAAAGCCUUAAAAAUGCAAAAGGAUGUACAAUAAUAUUUACAGACCGGUCCGGGAUGAGUGCAGUGGGCCAUGUGAUGCUGGGAACAAUGGAUGUCCAUCAUCACUGGACAAAACUUUUUGAAAGAUUACCGAGUUAUUUUGACCUGCAGAGGAGCCUGAUGCUUCUGGAGGACCAAAUAAGCUGUCUUCUAGGUGGCAUCCAAGUUGUUUAUAUCGAAGAAUUACAGCCAGUGUUGACACUUGAAGAAUAUUACUCUCUUCUCGACGUGUUCUAUAAUAGACUCUUGAAAAGUCGAAUACCUUUUCACCCUCGAAGUUUGCGUGGUUUGCAAAUGAUCCUUAACAGUGACAGAUAUGCUCCAAGUUUGCACAAACUUGGGCAUUUUAACAUUGUGAUCCUCUGCUAUCAAGCAAACCUCCAGUGGUUUAUUCUCACCAAAGCCCAACAGGCAAGAGAGAACAUGAAAAGAAAAGAAGAGUGA
Messenger RNA from Delphinapterus leucas (beluga whale), 1209 nucleotides. Lineage: Eukaryota; Metazoa; Chordata; Mammalia; Artiodactyla; Monodontidae. The record is from RefSeq and is a predicted model, not a curated record.